AUGGCUUCAGAGCAGGGGCAAUGCCAGGCUCUGCGGCGCUCUGAUGAGCAGAGAUGCCAGAAUGAAGCCACACAUGCAAAUGGCCUCUUCUGCGGGCUCCACUCCAAAGAGGCCUUUAGUCUCUACAAGGGUUACAAACGACGCAAUGCCCGGCUGGAUUCUCUGGACGACGAUGCCCCUAAGUAUCUGAAGGACUCUCGAGUUGCCCUCGCCAACGACACAUUCGAGACCAUCGAGGACAAGAAGACGUUGGAUGAUAUUCAACGUCAUCUGCGCAAAAAGUAUGUUCUGCUCGGGCAGGUCAUCGAUGCGCGCAAGCUUCACCACAAACACUUCUACUCUCUCAACAUGGACUAUGGGCACGAAGCAUAUCUCAACAAGCUUAUCACCCAACGUCACACAGUUUACCUGGCUCUGCGGAGAGUCAUCAAGCAAACUGCAAAAGUACUCUACCAAAUGGAGCAAUGGUAUGCUUGGGUUCGCGAAGUCCAAGAAGAGGAGGAAGCUUCUCAGGAGAAGGAGCAGAAGAAGGUCAAGCAGGAAGCUGCCCUGUUCAGGCGUAAUGUCAAGGAGUUACAGGCCCGACUGAAGGUCAUGCGAGAAAAGGAGGAACAGAAGCGUCAAGAUGCCUUCCUCGAGGACGCUUAUCGCGAGCGCAUGGCCAUGUCAGAAGACGAGGACAACGACGAGCUAUGGGAUCCUAUCGACGAUGUGGAAUACGAAAAGCGGUACCAGUACAUCGAUCUGAUCAAGUACUUCCUCUGGAUGGACAUCCUGGACGACGAGGAGAGGAGCGAUCCAAAGCUCGAGACUAAGACGGAAGAGCUUUCUCUUGCUGAUGAGCCUCAGGCUCCCUCCAAGAAACCGAAAAAGAAGAAGGCAAAAGGAGGCUCCCAUGCUGCUGCACGCAGCUCUGCGGAUACGGCUGUCAAGGGCCAAACCGGCCAGAGGAAGCUCCUGGCAAUGCAAGAGAGCGGACAAACCGAGGGGACGGAGUUGCGAGAGCCGGAUAAGAAGAACAUCGAGACGGAACAGGAGAUGAGGAAGCGUCUGAGCCAAGGAGUCAAGAAGAACUACGAGAACUGGUUGAGGGAAGGCCCUGGUAUGAGCAUCCGGAUAGUUGGUACCUUGGAAAACCCUCACGAGACCAUGGACAGGACGGCGCCAAUGACGGAUGACGAGAUCGACGAGAUAGUCAGGGACGUCAAAGAGAUCAAGCUUCUCCUAUUCUGCCGCCUGAUCCUUGGGCAAGCACCCAUACUACCCGCUGCGGUACGAGCCAGCAGCGUCGAGGAGUUCCUCAACGACGCCGAGGUUGCCGAGUCCGACCUACGAGAUCUCUGUUUGAAGGUGGUGGAACCUACUCUCCAACAGAUACGAGAUGCUUGUGCCGAUUUCGCCCGUGGAGACCAGGUGGAAGAUGACCCGGAAGACGUAACGGACGACGACAAUGAUGAGACGUUUGAAGAGCUUAUCAGCGAAGAUAAAAGAUACAAGCACCUCCAUACCGACGACUGGUUGCUCGAAAAGGUUCUCGACAUGGCCGAAAAGACAGACAGGAAGCAGAAGAAGACUAAGGCAAAGCGUCAACGAGUUAAAUCUAAGACUCGCCCACGCAAGACAAAGGUCACCAUCUGUGGCAAAAGCAUCUGGAACCACGCCAGCGAGAAGGCCAUAUCUCGAGACGGUUGGCUUCAGUUCUCUGUCAUCGCAAAGGAUUGUGACUUCAAGCAUGCCAUCCAACUCUGCCGAAAUUGGGCCGAGUUCUCAGAUCUCAACCUCCUGACCAUCUGGCAGUACUUCCCUGCUUCGAACUGGAUCUCUUGGGGCUGCAACAGGUUCAUUCAGCAACUCCAGGAGCUGGGAUUCUACCCCUACUUCAUGGACCUCGAUGCUCAACAACACAGUCGUCAUUUUCAGACAGGCAGCCGAAGCCGAGCCCGGCGUGCGCAUGAUAUUGUCGAGACCAGAAACAUCAUCGUCGGUCACAUGAAACGGAACGAUCCUGUGACUCGACGCUUUCUGCAGUAUCUCAUGAUGCGGACCGGGGAGGUCUUGAUUAUGGUACGAGACGGCAAGACUGGCCGUGUCAUCACCGCACCUCCCGAGGAACAUCUUUGGACUUAUCGCAAAAAGCAAGGCUUUGGGGCGGCUUCCAAGAACGAGUGGCAGAAUAUUCUGGAGGUGGGACCUGACUACUGUGCCUUGACAGACCGACUCCGACAAUGGCGGUUUGGAUUUGACGACUAUUACGACGUCUUUAUCUGGGACUUUGUGCCUGGCCAAACUCCCACCCAAACGUACAACGUCGUCAUUACAGAACUUAGAUUCGCUUGGCGCAUCGCCCAUCCACGCGACAUGUAUGCACACAUGGAACCGCUCUUACGAGGCCUGACGAGAGAGAAGGACACGAUGCGCACUCGCAAGAUUAAGCCAGGCGAGGAGGUCGACAGUCUCUGGGACACGGUGAUGGAUGAAAGAAACGAGUUCCGGCUCUUCGAUAUCAAGGAAGAUGGUAUGAGUUCUCGCUCUGGCUCCGAACUAGCCCAGUCACCGUACCUGUUCUACAACGAGGCCAACGCUGCUGAGGACCAGGUCCUGUUUCCGGAUGAGCUGACCUCUAAAAAACGGAGCGUGCCUUUCCGAGAGAUCAGGAACGGCGUCAGCCGCAUCACGGAUGGCAUCACGCCCAGCACUACCCUUCAUCUCGCCAAAGGUGUCGAGGCAAUCAUGCAGGGCAAAGACCCUGUGAAGGCUCUUGAUGCUUUAAGCGACCAAAUUGAAGACAGCAUCUGGGCCAUGCCGACGGUAUGGACGACCGCGAUGAACCAGGUCCGUCAAGAGAAACCUUCAGGAGAACAACUUGAGCUCCUCAAGCGUACCGGGCUGUAUGCCACACAUAAGAGUGUAUCGUUCAGCCAUCGACUUGAAACCGCAGACCAGAUGGAGGUCAUGGAACGAGACAGAUCUUUUGAAUUCAAGAAGACUUUUCACGCUGGCGACCUCGAACAGGGAGCCAACCAGAACUUUCAAGAUGUCCAAGACAAGAUCGCCACCAUGCUCAAAACCGUCCACAUGGGUCCGACUGACUGGGUCUUCUUUCUCGCCGAGAUUCUCGACUGGCUUGAGCUGCGAGGAGACUACGACGACUAUGUUCAGGACCCCGCUUACCCAUGGCCACACAGCUUCAUCGUCCAGGACUUGGUCCGGGCAUUCGCGGCCGUAGCCAUGUUCUUCCCGGAGCCAGACGCCGCCAAACAAAUCACCAUGUUCCUGAACUCGAAGCAGUGCGAGGACUUCAAGAACUCCCUCCUUUUUGACCCCAAGGAACGAAGUAAGACACGACCUGAUCGAAGGACCCGAACCAGUUACAAAUUUCGUGACAAAAAGUUCUGGAAUGAGUGGAAUGACUUCUUGAAGACCAAUAGCAAGAGUUAUUUCGCCGACGUGUACCCCCUUGAUUGGAGUAUUGCGAUCCGUCCUAUUAUAGCCCACUUGUACCAAGCUGGAGUGAUUGCGCCAGCGUACCUAGAGAAUGACACCCGAAUCAUCGCAGGAAUGGCCACGGCCAAGGCAGAGCCUCAUCGUCCCGACAAAUUGGAUUUGUUCAUUAACUACGAAGACCGCCAUGGCAACUUUCCAAUGCAGUACCCGCCCUCAUUUGUGGCCCCCGACAAAUGGAUACAACUGCUGCCUCUGAUCCAAAAGUUCGCCGACAGGCAUCCCAAUGCUCGCUUCGCCCUCCUGCGGCUCUGGUCGGCACCUCACUACUACCCUCUGAUGGUUGGGCUGCACAACCGCCAGUGCACCAGCUUCCUUGACAGCUGCGGCAGGUCAUGGGAGUGGAAGUUUGUGCCCAAGGACAUGCCGGGCAGCGAGUACAGUGUUCACCACACGACUGGGAAAAGGCUGCAGCUGCUGCUGGGAAAGUUUGGAGACCGUGUGGUGAGCCGUGGUGAUUUGAUUCUCGUCAUGGGAGAGGAUGCAGAAGAUUUGUUAAAACACUGCACGGCUGUUACGUUUGCUAUUCAGACAAAGCCGUGGCUGAGGGAGGUCGACUUGUGGAAGAGCUUUAUCAAUGUCGGUAUAGACUUUUUCCAAGACCUAGAUCCUUUUUACUUGGAGUAA
This is a messenger RNA of Scedosporium apiospermum, 4128 nucleotides long. RefSeq lists its product as uncharacterized. Bases 1 to 4128 code for a protein of 1375 amino acids. The record is from RefSeq and is a predicted model, not a curated record. Lineage: Eukaryota; Fungi; Ascomycota; Sordariomycetes; Microascales; Microascaceae. The transcript has 5 exons.